AUGGGCUCGUAUGAAGGCCAAUCCAUCAACCGAGCCAACCUCGCUAAGCAAAUCGUCCGCGGAAUCGAGACAGCUCCAAUCCCAGCGCCCGGUACCCUCCUCCAGAUUCGCACAGGCAAGGUCGGCCGACUGGGACACACGAAAUCUGCCAUUGCCAAGCACGAAGUCAAUGGUCCGAUCUUCGUGGGCAACACAGGUCUGAUCGAAGAUGAGCAUGUCUAUCGCGACCACGGAGGAAUUGAACGCGCGGUGCACGGCUACAACCCCAACCACUACGCAGACUGGCGAGCUGAGGAGCCACCCAAUCCAUCUCUAUUCGACCUCGGUGGCUUUGGAGAGAAUCUUUGCGCGACAAAUCUAGACGAGGAGAAUGUGUGCAUCGGUGAUUUGUUCCGGGUAGGCGAGAAUGUCAUACUCCAGGUCAGCGAACCACGAAAUCCAUGCUAUAAGCUGAAUAUUCGUUUUGAGUGGUCACGGGCGCUCAAACGCGUCCAAAGCACUGGUCGCGUCGGCUGGCUCUUCCGCGUGCUGGAGACUGGUUAUAUCGAGAAAGGCGAUGGGAUCGUCCUAAUCGACAGGCCACAUCCGAGGUGGUCGGUGAUGAACGUGCAACGCGUCAUCGCUGGAAAGUCGGUACCGCUGGCUCUGCUGCAGGAAUGCAGUGAUUUGGAAGUGCUCACGGAAAAGUUUAGAGACCGAGCGCGGAAGCGAUUGGAGGGCUCACCCAAAAAAUACACCUUGGUCGAGGUCAAGAGCGUCACUUCGCGCGUCAAGCAGUUCACGUUCACACUCAGAGAUUCGUUGAGACUGCAGAAUGCUGCAUUCGAGCCCUUCGCAUUUGCGCAGAUUCGCUUCGGCCCAGAGCUCUCAAUGUCGCGCUCGUAUUCGAUUGUUGCUGGCGACCUGGGAAGAUUCACUUUAGGCGUAGCUUUGGAUGAUGCAUCUCGGGGUGGUUCGAAAUUCCUGCACGCUGAAUUGAAGUUGGGUGAUGAGAUCGAAAUGCUUCCUGGAGCCAACCCACGAGCGGUGCGGGACGAAAAGAUUUGUCUGGAGAAGGAGAGCAUUAAGAAUCGCAUCGUGAUUAUUGGUGGCAUUGGUGUGACUGCUUUCUUGCCUGCGAUUCGACAGUGGCAAGCAGAUCAUGUCCCAUUUGAAGUACACUAUGCUGUGCGCAGCCCAGAGCAGGCCGCCUUCCUCGAGAUGUUGCCAGCGAAUCAGACGACUGUUUACGCCCAGUCGCGAGGGGAGCGACUUGACAUGACGAAAGUCAUUGCUGCGAAAGCUCACGAGGGCCGCUUCGAUAUCAAAGUAUACUGCUGCGGGCCCUCGAGAUUGAUGGAAGCUUGCAGACAGCAUCUUGAAGAGGCUGGCUAUCCAGAGCACAUGAGCCAUUUCGAGGACUUCGGCGGCGCUCCGGGCGGACAGCUGGGAGAAGGCUUCGAGGUGGAGGUCCACGAACCAGACGAAGGACGCCAAGAAAUGCUCACCGUCCCUCCUGAGAAGUCAUUACUGCAAGUUCUCAAUGAGGCUGGAUUCGACGUCAUGUCCAGCUGCCAGUCCGGCGGAUGUGGAGCUUGCAAAGUGACCGUGUGUGCCGGCGAGGUCAAGCACCGCAGCACCGUCUUGACAGCGAAGGAGAAGGCAACGAAUCUUCAGGCUUGUGUCGAUCGUGGAAUUGGGAAAAUCACGAUCGAGAUUGAUUGAGAUCCGUUGCACUCUUCUGCUGGGCACGAGAACUGACGUUCACGAACAGACAUCGAUGACCGCUCACUAAUGUGAGGUCAAGGGAGUAUCUUGGGUCGUCACAAGGCUACUGGGAGCAAGCCAAGUAUGAUACUUGUGAAUGCAUUUCAUCGCCCAAAUUGUACUUAGGACAGAAUGCAUCCCUACCACC
Pseudocercospora fijiensis CIRAD86 is the source of this 1894-nucleotide messenger RNA. RefSeq lists its product as uncharacterized. The coding region runs from base 1 to 1704 and encodes 567 amino acids. The record is from RefSeq and is a predicted model, not a curated record. NCBI's taxonomy places the organism in Eukaryota, Fungi, Ascomycota, Dothideomycetes, Mycosphaerellales, Mycosphaerellaceae. The transcript has a single exon. Gene Ontology annotation, molecular function: pyridoxal phosphate binding; oxidoreductase activity; molybdenum ion binding.